GCUGCAGGAUGAGCUCGGAGCAUGGCCAGCAGCCACAGCCGGGGGGCCGAAGGGGCCGUGGUGAUAAGAAGUCCAGAAGGCGAGGCCGGCGCAAGGAAACCUACUCAGUGUAUAUCUACAAGGUGCUGAAGCAGGUGCACCCAGACAUCGGCAUCUCUUCCAAGGCCAUGAGCAUCAUGAACUCGUUUGUGAAUGAUGUGUUCGAACGUCUGGCUGGCGAGGCUGCCCGGCUGGCCCAGUACUCCGGCCGAACCACACUGACCUCCCGGGAAGUCCAGACGGCCGUGCGCCUGCUGCUGCCCGGGGAGCUGGCCAAGCACGCCGUGUCCGAGGGCACCAAGGCCGUCACCAAGUACACCAGCUCCAAGUGUCCCGGGGCCGAGCGUUUAAUAAAGAGAACUUUCAUCAUUGGAUUGUGA
This is a messenger RNA of Lutra lutra (Eurasian river otter), 419 nucleotides long. RefSeq names its product histone H2B type 2-K1-like. Lineage: Eukaryota; Metazoa; Chordata; Mammalia; Carnivora; Mustelidae. Bases 9 to 419 code for a protein of 136 amino acids. Gene Ontology annotation, cellular component: nucleosome. Gene Ontology annotation, molecular function: protein heterodimerization activity; DNA binding; structural constituent of chromatin. The transcript has 2 exons. The record is from RefSeq and is a predicted model, not a curated record.